AUGAAGUCCAACUCCAUCUCCGACGGUAACGACGUCUUCAGCAACGACCCCUUCUUGUCGUUGGACACGGAUCUGGAUGAUGUUAGUGGUGAGUUUGGAAUUGUGAUUAUUGUGGUUGAAACUUUUAGUUUUUUCUUUUAUAGUAUUAUAUAAGCAGUAUUAAAAAAGUAAUUGUGCUUCAAACCAAAAUUUUUAAAUUUUGCUUUUUUAACUUAAAAAUCGAAUUUUUAAUGGUCCUUACAGUAUAAUAAAUAUUUCUCUUGAAGCAAUUUGAAAUUUUGAAAUUUGUUGACAAAAGCUUUCAAAACUUGUUAUCCAAUCUUCAUCUUUGAAUAACACGUAUCAAUAAGUUUGUAAUGUUUUAGAGGUGAUCAAGAGCAUAAGUACAGAAUCUCGAGGUUUGUUCGAAGGCAGUAGAACACCAUCACCACAAUACAUGAAGGACACCGACGUUUAUGCCCAGCCGUCGUACGCUACAUCGUAUCAUAGUGGAUACAACGAGGAGAUGUACGAUGUAAGUGGUUUCUUAUAUUAUUCUUAUUACGAUCUAAUAUACGAGGUGAAUAUUGAAAUUUGGCGUCACUUUAGCCUUAAAUGACUAUUUUUAUUUUGUUUAUAUUGCCAAUGUUUCCUUUUUUAUUGUUUAUAUGUCUCUGUUAUGAAAUGUUAUUUGUCUGUGACUUUACUGCUAGUUACCCACAUUUACUAGCUAUUUUAAGCCACUUACAGAGUUAGAAUCGUAUCUUUGUGAACCGUGUGAACUUGUAAUUUGUGUUUCUUUAACUAUUUACUCGAGGCGUUGUAAUUUCCAACAAAGCAAAGAGGGAGGACCGCAUUACUGUUAUCAGUGCGGUCGGAGAGGAGGAUCACCGCCUUUCCGUCCGUAUAAAUUGAAGCCCAGAUAUUGUGUUCGAUUCUAUUCUCACGGUAUUGUGUUGCUUAUAGUUACAGUCAUACUAUUCAGUACUAGGCUAUAUAUAGAUUAAGUUUGGUGUAGUAGCUAGCCAUUAACAGACAAAUUACUGAUUUUAAUCAAUUAGUAAUUUUGUAUUACACUAACCUUUAGGCUGUUUUACUUAAAUAGCCUUUUCAAAGUGCAAGAUUUUUUGGCAAACAUUUACAAUUACCACAGCAGCUAUAGUCGUACAAUUCUACAUCUUCUACACGGUUUCCGUUACUAUUGUUUAUUUGAUCUAAUACUUUAUUUGAACACUUAUUAAGCGUAUAGCCAACUCUAAAGCCAUUAGGUCAACUCAAACUUCAUUCACUAUAAUUGAUACACCAUCAUGUCCGUGUUAUUCCAGCCAAUCCAACAACAACACCAAUUCCACCAUCUACCCCCAUCCAACGACCAAUACGACCCGACCAAAGCCCGAGAGAUCGGUCAAAUCAUGAUGCAUCUACAAGAUCAACCAACAUAUCAACCAUACGACAACAUACCUCAACAACAACGUAACCCCUACGCGAUGCGACAGUCGACCAGUCAAACAAACGCUCAGCCCUACUUUAAUGGUAAACAAGAGGUCUAUGUUCAGAUGAUAGACGACCACCAGCAGAACCGACCAGUUGGCUACAGUGAAGAGAAAAUGGACUUUGAAGCCCCAAGAGAGAAUUCUGGAUUCAUGGGUUACGCGAGUGACGGUGCUUACGAUUACUCGACAUACGAUAGGCCUCAUAACUCUGAAUAUGUAGCUGGGUUCGGCAAAACGGUAAGAUAUUUUAAAGUAGUAAUCAGUGUUUUGUCAGCUAUUUAUAGUUACUUGAUGAAAAAGAUCUAUUUAAUUCUGACAAAAAUAUUUAAAGCUACAUUUAUCUCUUACUGUGUAAUUAGAAACAUGCUAUCUCAAUUUCUAAUUUUUAGCCCAACAACCCAAGAACAAACCGAACGUAUUCGCAAUCUCAAGAUAACAUUACUAUGUCAGCGUAUACCCAACAACACGACGCUCAGCCAUCUACAUCAACUAAACAUGAGCUUAUCAAAAUGCUACUGGAAAUGACUCCAGAUGAUGUGAGUUUUCAAACUUUACAAGGCAAACAGUCAAUUUUAAAACGUUUCAAACGUUCUUUAAAUCUAAUAUGAGUUGUCGGUUUAUCUUAAUCCAAUGUAUAUGCUUUAUGUCUUGUUUUAUUAAUCAAAAGUAUUUAUUUAGUUUAUAAAGUGCAUAUUUUAGAUUGAAAACCUUCGAAAACAAAAGUCGAAUCACUCCGGAAGUCCGCAGAGUUCUUUGGUCGAUAUUUCCGUCAAGCCUCACGAACCUAUUUCUCCAACUCCAGCUGAUCCAAUCCGGAAGUCUAGCCACCAAAACCUUAGCCAAGUGGCCACAACUUCAAGUUUCUACCUUAGCCCAAGUUCAGGCGAAAAUGUAAGUUUUUGAAAUUUUAAAAAUAACAACAUCUUUGAAAAGCUUUCCUCAGGAGGUUGUCGUCUAGCUAUUUCGAUAAAGGCUAGACUGUACUUUUAGUUUUUGAAAUUUAACUAAGAUUACACUUGAUAAGACGCUUUAUAUUGGGUGGUCAAAAGAUGAUACCGCUGAUAAUAUAUAUAGGUAUAAUUAGGAGUUAAGGUAUAUCAUAAUAACUAUUAAGUACCUGAGCUACAUACUAACUAUAGUAGGCUGUCUUGCUUAUUAUAGUUACUUCACUAUAUAUCAGCCUAGUACUACUGUGUCUUAUAGAUAAAGCUAUGUUACUUCAAUUUGAAAGAGCCUUCAAACGAGAUCGAAGCUUUUUUAAAUUUUACAGCACUUUAUCUUAUAGUACAUCGAAAGCAACAUUAUCCGAUGGCAAUAAAACAGUGUACUUUAAGUGUACAUUUCGAACUUUGUCCGCAAACAAUAGAAUUUUGGGCAAACAAAACGUAAAAGUAAUCACUGUAACUGAUAACAGCCUGUUUGCAAACCCAGAAUGACAGACGAAAGGUUUUACGAUAGUCAUGCUUACAGUUUGAUAGCGACUUAAUAGUAAUGCGUUAUUGUAAACAAGUUGAUAUAGGUGUUUGUCGAUUUGAAAUGACUAGAAUGCUUCAGAAAGACAGAGCAAAAGAAAGAAUAUAUAAGCUUAUAUGUAAGAUAAUAUCAAUAUAAAACUAAAAUGUUAAAGAAUAUUGCGAUUAAUUUAGGAAAACAUCUAAUUGUACCUAUUUCAGCUAUCAGUAACCUCUCCAAGCUUCGACAGUCCCAAAUCAGGAUCAAAUGGAGAUCAUAGUCCUCAAGGAGAAAGUGACAAUGAAGACGACUUUGCCAUGCCAAUGAGAAAAGGUCCAAAAACAGAAAGGAGGACAGCUCACAACCUGAUCGAAAAGAAAUACAGAUGCUCCAUCAACGACCGUAUAACACACUUGAAGGACAUGUUGGCUCCUGAAGAAGCUAAAGUAAGCAUAUUUUAUUUUUUAAGAAUACCUUUUUUCAUUAACCGUUGGCCACUUGUCAAGUCAUCAACAAUUUUUACCCGAAAGCAACAGAUACGAUAUGAAAUACCUAGUACAAUAUCAGACACCAAUAUCAUUUAAUUAACUAUAAUAUAAUUUUCAGCUGAGCAAAUCCGCGACUCUUCGCAAAGCCAUCGAGCACAUCAACGCCCUCCGCCAACAGAAUCUGGAUCUGAUGCAGGAGAACGAACGUCUUCGCACCGCUCUUCAACAGAUCGGCGGAGACUUUGCUGCGCCAAUGAAAUACUCGCCUCAGAGGGAUGGGAAGAACAGUCAGGUCUGGUUACCACUCUAUGUUAAUGCCCUGAGGGGAGGUGUCGGUCUGGGUGCCAUUGUCGGUGAUAAUUAAUUCGGUUAUCUCUAUAUUACUUUACAUUUGUGACAUUAUUUUACUUUAAACCUAUUUAUCUUAUCAUCAUUCUAAACAAUUCUACGUCUAUGUUUUUACAUAUCUGACCUAUUAUAUGCAAUGACCUUCAAUCUUUCUAUAAUAUCAAAUAAUGUCCUACAAGACAUCCUACAACGUAAACUAACGAUCAUCCUUAACAUAUACAUAUUGACAUUGAAACAGAGCUAUAAAUAAAGACGGUGCAACAUAUCUUUUCCCUCUCAAAUGUUAUCUUUCACUGAUUGUAAGUCUUGAGCAAUAAACAGCGGCAAUAUAUUGUUAUAAAUAAAGUGAACCAAUACUUUGUACGGUAUCAGUAAGUGUGUAUCAUGAACAAUAAAUAAACUACAAUGUAAAAGAAAUUUUGAAACUAAACGACAUAGUGAUUUGAUAGAAAAGUAAAACCAAGUCAAUGAAAAGACAUAUUGUAGUAGGUAAAACGUGUUUUGGAAUAAUACACACUUACUAUAUUGUUGUAAAAUGUAAUUGUAAUGAAGCAACAGACCGACACUUCCCUAUUGCAAUCCUGAAAAGACCACAGUAAAUAAAAAUCCUUGAUAUAACUAUACUUAAUGAUAUGUAACUAUAUUUGAUGACAUUGUCAAUAAACUUGUGUUUUCAGAGCAAAGAACAGAAGAAGAAAGCCAUGAUGGAUCGUUCCCGGGUCAGCUUAUCAGUGUUUAUGUUGGUAUUCCUCACCUAUAACCCUCUAUCCAUGGUUAUGUCAACCACGGACGUGAGCCCACUACCCAACAUGACUGCCGUACAUCAUCGUACUCUGAACGACUACGACUACCAUAAACAACCGACCUCAACCUUCUGGGAACGAACGUUCACUCAACAUGCAAUAAUAUGGGCAGUAAACGCAGCCAUCGUAUGUGCAAUAUUGACAAAGUUGUUAGUGCAUGGAGAACCUGUAGUAGAUAGACUGUUACCUACAUGGAAGAUAUUCAUGAAGGCGAAACAACAAGCUCACGAUGCUGUAGCCGCGUGUAACAACAGAGAAGCACAGAGACAGCUGGUUGAUGCUCUACAUGUAAGUCUUUCUUGUUCGAUGAUAUAUAUUUCUUAAAAUGAUUUUUUUGAACGGGCAGUACAUUUAUUGUGAAUAACACAAUAAAUGCAAAAAUAUUAAAGACAACUUAAAUAAACUUUUCAGCUACUGGGAAGAGACAUACCAUCAGCUGGUGGACUAGAAGAGUGGAUUUCAUUGUUUUGGCAAUUGAUAAGACAUGGUCUGAAUGGGAUAUGGGUAGGAAGAUGGUUCUCAAGAAGGCGAAGAUCAAAGACGAUGCCACCAACAGCUGUAUGCAAAUCACACGCCACUACUGCUUUGGUAUAUCAUCAGUUAAACCAAGUAAGAUUUAUCUUAAACAUUCAAUUUUAUAUCAGAACCAAAAAUAUUAUUCUACCUAUCCUUACGUUUUUGCAACAAACCAUGUUACCACGUUAUUAACAAAAAUAUUAUUACCUUCAGCUCCAUCUCAUUGGAAUAGACAACGGAGAAAAUGGAAAACUCUCUGGCCUAAUCCUUGCGCUAACAGCCGUGAAUCUGGCAGAAUCGGCUGGAAUCGCUUCAGAUGGUGUUUCUCAUCGUCAACGUGCCGAUAUCUACAUUCACGCUGCACUCCGUGCCAAAGUAUCGUUACCUAGGUGGUUGAGUCGCCUCUGGCUUUCGUAUUUUAUGCGACGAGCUCGUAGACAUGUUCGUAAAAGCAACACAGUAGAUAACAUUGAGAUGAAGUCUUAUCAAUGGAUAUUCCAUCCUUUGGCAAAGACUUUCUUGUCGGAUCCAGCAGCCAUGAAGGAGAUUCUGGAGAACAGUCGACAAUCUAUUCAUUACCCCUUCUCAAGCAUUCAAUCUUCACGUGAGUUUCGAACUGUCAAUGAUAAGAAAGCCCAAUUUGUUUAUAAUAUUGUUAUAAAAAGUAAAUUUUUGAAAGAAAUGCUAAAAUAUCGGAAAGUCCUGCUAAUUUUAUAAACAAGGUUCACGUGAAUAAGAGCUAAAUCUGUUUUUGAAUAUUAACCAUCCAUAGAUCUGCACAUAAGUUCUUAAACUUAAAUCUACAUCAAUAUACCAAUGUUAACAUUCACCAAUCUGCCUGUAAAACUAGUGCAAAACAAUUAAUUUUAGCCAAACCAAUCGAACGUCUCACAAGUGCCUUCAAGAUGCAUUUACUAGCUCUUUUAGUCAACCAACUCAAUUCAGCAAGUGGAGAAAUCACUUUGACAGACUUUGUUGAGGUAUCUCACUUACUAUUGAGUAUAUCUACAGCGGACAACCUUGAUCGAACCUCAGAGAGUUCAGGUGAAGAAAACAUGAACAACAACGGUAUGUUAUGACGUACAAUAAAACUAUUUUUGCUUUGAUAAGAUACUGAUUUCAACGAAUAAUGUGGAGAAAUUCCAUGUCAAUAUAAAUGGUUUUUUCUAUAUUGACAUGGAAUUCAGGGUUACAAAAUUAGACAGUUUCGUGGAAAACACGUUUUGAUUAUCAGUACUCAGAAAUCAAGACCAAUAAAGUUUAUGUUAUCAUAGAUUUUCCAAUUAGGAACGUCUUAAUGAUAAAAAACAUAAAACAAAUAAUAGCAAAAUUGGGAAAAUUAACUGUAAAAAUUCAAAAAGUGUAAAUAAAAAAUUGAAACGAAAAAAAAAUCAUUUUUCUUAUAAAAAAUUCGAAUAUUUCGUGAUAAAAAUCGCCAUAUCACGAUUAAAUUGGUCCUGGCACGGAAAAUUCCUUGAUAAAAAGAUCUUUGGCAUCAUGUUUUUUGCAAUUCUUAUUGAAAAAAAUAACAGAUCUAUGUCUAGAUACUGUUUCUACAAUAUAUUUACUGACAAUAUACCUGGUUUGAAUUUAUGAUUUUGUGAUCUUUUCAGUCAGAAGAUCAAGUAUAGAUUGGGAGAAGGUGCCAUUGAACAAAGGGGACCCCUUGAUUGUCUGGUGGACUCAUUUGGUCAGUUGUGGAUUAUAUUGGCGGCAUGGGGACUAUGGCCGAGCUCAAACCCACUUUACACUCAUUAGGAAAUGUCCUCCACAGUUGUUACAGUGGUAUGUUGAUAUUUAUCUUUGUUUUAGGUUAUAACGAAUAAUAUUGACGUUAUUUUAACGUAAUAUCAUUAAUAUUACUUUAAUUCUCAAUAGUUUUUGUUGAACUUUAAUAAUACAGAGCUCUAUAACUAUAAUUUUAGCUUAUGUUUAUUGGUUUUAUAGUUAACUUAAGUUAUAUUGUUUUAGUGAGCUUGCUCUUGGGGUUGGAAUGGCAUUUUGUGCCCGGAAGAUAUGUAUAAAUGAUAGACAUAAGAAUAACUUUUCUGACAUGGUAUGGCUACACGUGAGGAAGUCGUACGAACACAUGCACAAGGAUGAUACGCCUAACAUACGAUCGUCUUCUAACAUGGUUAUCGCAUUGAAUGUAAGUUUCUUAUUAUUGUUUUUUGAAUUUUCAGGUAGAUCUUGAAGUAAUUUUGGUUUUUUAUGGAAUAUCAUUGAAUAAAUGCAUUAAUUUGUACAAAACUUUGUGUUAUAGUAGAACUUAUAGACUUCAUUGUGUUUUCGCUUUAAAAAAGGUAAAUAUUUACUUUAUACUUUUAUUUCAGCAACUAUUUCACUGUCUAACAUACGAAUGGUGUCUUACUAGCCUAAUAGAUGUAUGGCACGUCAACUUAAAGACAGAGAAGCCAUUUUGGGAUCAACAUGCUCCAAACCAGCUUCGUCAACUGUACCAGGAUUUGCUAUUGGCUUACAAGACGUUUGGUCGAAAGAGUUCUUACCGUUUAAAGUUUUUGGUUUUCAAAAUAAUUGGCAGAUUUUUAUGUGGAGCAAAUCCUUUGACAACGUGGAGACUUCUGACCAAACAUUGUAGGUUUCUGGUACUUCAAGAUGUCGACAAUCUGUCAUUUGACAUGAAUGUUCAGGUCCAAGUGGUGAAGAGGCUUAGGAAUGACAUAAGGAACAUUUGCAAUGCUAAAAGUUUUUAA
Molecule: messenger RNA, 7793 nt
Organism: Bursaphelenchus okinawaensis
Lineage: Eukaryota; Metazoa; Nematoda; Chromadorea; Rhabditida; Aphelenchoididae
Source: the annotation of a GenBank genome assembly